AUGCUGCCGGCUUUUUCUGCUGCAGGCUUCCUCCUCCGCCCCAAGGAAAUCUCCGCCUUUUACACCUGCACUCUUCACGCCCGAAAGGAACAGCAACACAAACAUCGUGCCUUUCUUCAAUUCCUCCGCCGCAUCGGUAAAGCCUCCAGAACUCCCAAAGAUGUACUCUUCAUCAUUAGAGAUGUGAAACCACGUCUCCUCGCUUCUUACGACGUCCUUGACUACUGUAACAAUAAGGAAGACUGCUUCCUUAAGAGAAUGAUCGUCGACGACUGCUUCACCUUAAAGGUCAUGCUCGCCGAAAAGAGGAUCGUCGCAGGGGAAGGGAGCGAAUACGACCUUUACGAUUCUGUUUUUGGAGCUAUGAGAAAAUCAAAAUUUUUUUUGCUUUCAGAUCUCAAACAAGACAAGUUACUCUUCAAGAACCAGAUUUCAUUUUUAGCCCUCACUAUUUUGGCAGCUGUGGAUGGUUCGGGGAUUGUAGAUAUAAGUUCUCUAAUAAAAAAUUUCUACAUCUUUUUGGAUUUAUCUGCUUAUGGGUUAACUGACCAAGUCUUGAGGAGGCUAACCGAAAGUAGCUGUCACAUCUUGGAUCUUUACGGAAAGAUCUUCACAAGUGCGGGAGAGUACCUUCCGAGCAAUGUGAAGAAUUUACAAUCAGCUACAGAACUCAGAAAUGCUGAAAUAUCAUUCCUUAAGAGCAACACUAAGUCCUUUAGAGACACAAGUUUUAAUGACGACGUUCUAUCACUACCGCCGCUAGACAUUGAUGACAACACUGAGUCAAUCCUGUUCAAUCUCAUGUCCUUCGAGCACUUGCAUAUGGCUCCAACCAACGAAGUGACAACGUACGUCUUUUUCAUGGAUGGACUCAUCAAAUCUAUCGACAAUGUUGCUUUGUUAAGGACUGAAAAGAUUAUUAUGGGGUGGGUGGGCUAUGAUGAAAAUAUAGUCACCCUGUUUAACAGGAUUAAAAAGGGAGCAACUUUGACUGUUAACACAGUUGAUAUACCGGUCGAUGUGAAUAGUAGGCUGAAUAGUUACUGUAAUAAAAGGAUGCACUGGCGGAGGGCGGCGAGGGCGAUCCUUGUUCAGACAUAUCUUCAGAAUUGGGACUUCACCUCAUUCUCAACACAUCUUAAGAAUCCUUGGGUCUUCACCUUUUUAGACGAUUCAUUUUUCAUGGCUCUAUCUAUAAUUCAGACUGUGUACACUGUCCGACAGUUUUAUCAAUGCUCAUGUUAG
Messenger RNA from Phalaenopsis equestris, 1245 nucleotides. RefSeq lists its product as uncharacterized. NCBI's taxonomy places the organism in Eukaryota, Viridiplantae, Streptophyta, Magnoliopsida, Asparagales, Orchidaceae. The transcript has 4 exons. The record is from RefSeq and is a predicted model, not a curated record. The coding region runs from base 1 to 1245 and encodes 414 amino acids.